AAUAGAACUCCAAGUAUAAAAUUAAUUAAUAUUUAUUGAUUUUCAAUACAAGUAACAUGGGUUCCAUAUUUCUUUUUGUCUCUGUUUUUAUUCAAAACCAACAGUCAAUGCCUCUCUAGAACAAAACAAAAGUAACGAAAAGUCAAAAGAGGGAUUUUGGUCAUUGUGUAAAUCUGAUUCUGAGCUGUAACAUCUUCAUGUAUUUAUAAGGAGUUAAUACUUUGAUUUCAUGGAAAUUGAAGUGCAAUAAGCCAACUACUAGUCUACUUAAUGGUACUAAAAGAAACUUUACAAGAGCUGUGAAGUUAAGUCAGAAAUGGAGAGUCAUUGAUAUAUGCUGAUUCACUCCUGAGUUGUUUUCUAUAUGUCUAGAGCUGCAAAAGGAACAACCAAAGAGGAAGUCUUUAAGGAAGCAUAUUGGGAAGGUAGUUAAAUUCAGAAACAAAGAAGAAAAAAGGGCUGUAAGGACAGUACACUCUAGCAUGGGAUCUGAGGAAAGUAGCAAAUUUUCUUUUGCAAUUAAAGUUCUUUAAUUCACCUCUGCAUUAAUCUCAGUUCCAAUGGCUUCUCAAAACCAGCAGCUUCAAUUUGUCUUUCUUCCCCACUUAGCCCAAGGCCACAUGAUUCCCAUGGUAGACAUGGCUAGACUAUUGGCACAACAUGGUGUUACAGUUACCAUAAUCACCACUCCCUUCAAUGCUGCUAGGUAUGAAACAAUGAUCAAUAGAGCAAGUGAAUCUGGUGUUAGAAUCCAGCUUCUUCAAGUUCCAUUUCCUUCAAAAGAGGUUGGCUUGCCUCAGGGAUGUGAAAGCAUGGACACUCUCCCUUCACGAGACUUGUUCAAGAAUCUACUGAUUGGCAUUACCAUGCUACAAGUACCAGUAGAACAACUCUUCAGUAAGUUACAGCCUCCUCCAAGUUGCAUUAUUUCUGAUAAAAAUGUGGCAUGGAGUCAUCAGACUGCUUUGAAAUUUAAAAUUCCAAGGCUUGUGUUUGAUGGGACCAGUUGUUUUUCACUGUUGUGCACACACAAUAUACUUGCUACCAAAAUUCAUGAGAGUGUGUCAGACUCGGAGCCAUUUGUGGUGCCUGGUUUGCCUCAUCAGAUUGUGUUAACAAAAGGCCAGUUACCUAAUGCUGUCCUUAUGAAUGACUCUGGAGAUAUUCGUCAUGAGAUAAGAGAAAGUGAGAAAGCAGCAUAUGGGGUAGUGGUUAACACUUUUGAAGAAUUGGAACCAGCAUAUAUCAGUGAAUUCCAAAAGGCUAGAGGUUGUAAAGUUUGGUGUGUCGGUCCAGUCUCAUUAUGCAACAAGGAGACCUUAGAUAAGGCUGAAAGAGGCAACAAGGCAUCGAUUGAUGAGAACCAGUGUUUGAAGUGGCUUGAUUUGAGGGCACAGGGAUCUGUAUUAUACGCUUGCCUUGGAAGCCUAAGCCGCCUCACUGGAGCACAAUUAAUAGAACUUGGCUUAGGCUUGGAAGCAUCUAAUCGACCCUUUAUCUGGGUGAUUAGAGGAGGCAAUGGUACAGAGGAGUUUGAAAAAUGGAUAUCAGAAAAAGACUAUGAGACUAGGUUAAGAGGAAGAGGCAUUCUGAUUCGCGGUUGGGCACCUCAGGUGCUAAUCCUAUCACACCCUGCAAUUGGAGGAUUCCUGACACAUUGUGGUUGGAAUUCUACGUUAGAAGGUUUAUGUGCAGGCAUACCAAUGAUAACUUGGCCAUUAUUCGCUGAGCAGUUUUAUAAUGAGAGGUUCAUAGUACAAAUAUUGAAAAUUGGUGUGAGAUUGGGGUCUGAGUUCUCGGUAAAAUUGUCAGAAGAGAAGAAAUCUUGGGAAGAAGUGAAAAGGGCAAUAGACCAGUUAAUGGAUGAAGCAGAAGAAGGAGAAGAAAGAAGGAAAAGAGCAGAAGAGCUUGGUAAGAUGGCAAGGAAAGCAAUAGAAGAAGGUGGGUCUUCUCAUCUCAAUAUGAUAUCGUUAAUUGAAGAUAUCAAAAAACAAGUUAUAAGCAAUUCUUAGUCAAACAAUUAGGACUAGAACAGCAUCUUAAUUACUGUUUCUUGGACUAGCCUCAAGUGGUUCAGUUCAGACAUACUCAUUUGUAUCAAUUGAUCAGGGAUCUAAUUAGUUAAUAUAUGUGAUGCAGUUUUGAAA
Molecule: messenger RNA, 2147 nt
Organism: Ricinus communis (castor bean)
Lineage: Eukaryota; Viridiplantae; Streptophyta; Magnoliopsida; Malpighiales; Euphorbiaceae
Product: UDP-glycosyltransferase 73C12-like
Exons: 3
Coding region: 561-2012 (483 amino acids)
Molecular function (GO): UDP-glycosyltransferase activity
Source: RefSeq, a predicted model, not a curated record